AGCAAUUUAACGGACCGGAAGUGAGUUGUCAGAACCGGAAAUGGAGACUGCCGGAUUAGGAAGCUAGGUGUUAAAAUUUACAACAGUAGAUUUGGAUGACAUAAAGCUAAAUUUAAAGACAGGGAUUUCGCUGUUUGCCAGCUGACCAGCCCAUUGAUCAGCAAAAUGAGCAGUGGAGGAACGGUGGAGAGUGUUAAGCCUCCAAAGCUCGGCUCGGUAGUCGAGGUCACUGGGAAGGGCCAGCGAGGAACUGUUGCCUACAUCGGCGCCACCCUCUUUGCGACGGGGAAAUGGGUCGGCAUCAUCCUGGACGAGCCCAAAGGGAAGAACGACGGCGCGGUGCAGGGCAAGCGCUAUUUCACCUGUGAGGAAAACCAUGGGAUAUUCGUCAGAUCGUCCCAGAUCCAGGUGGUGGACGACGGCUCCGGGGCCACCUCCCCAGAGGCCCCUGAGUCCGGCGUGGCAAAGACACCCAAGCUGAAAGACAUUUCUGAAACUCCCAAAACAACCAAGCAGACUCCAGUGAACUUUAAGAAGUCCUCUACCCGCCGUUCCGCAAAGUGGAGCAUUCCACGCCUAGCACCCGCCACCUCCCUCCCUUCCCUCCUGGCCCGCCCCCCUAGUCGCUCCAGUCUGAUGCUCCGGGCGUCUCGUGAGAGCCUUUCGUCCUCUCUGUCUGGAGAUGUCAGCGAGACGAGCCUGUCCUCCCAACAGGGUGCGCUUGGGGCUCCUGUCACCCCGCAGCCUAGUGGGUCUCCUCCUCCUGCUGCUCUGGUGCCAGCCACUCCCAGUAAGAUGGAAUCUGUCGUGUCCAAACAGGAGGAGGAGUCACUGCGAGCUCAGGUCAAGGACUUGGAGGAGAAGCUGGAGACUUUGAAGAUGAAGCGGACGGAGGACAAGGCCAAGCUGAAGGAGCUGGAAAAAUACAAAAUCCAGCUGGAGCAGCUCCAGGAGUGGAGGACCAAGAUGCAGGAGCAGCAGGCCGAGCUGCAGAAGCAACUGAAAGAGGCCAAGAAGGAAGCGCGGGAGGCCCAGGAGGCCAAAGACCGCUACAUGGAGGAGAUGGCGGACACUGCAGAUGCCAUAGAAAUGGCCACGCUGGAUAAAGAGAUGGCUGAGGAGCGAGCAGAGUCGCUGCAGGUGGAGGUGGACUCGCUGAAAGAGAAGGUGGAGGAGCUCUCCAUGGACUUGGAGAUCCUGAGGCAUGAGAUUUCAGAGAAAGGUUCAGAUGGAGCAGCGUCCAGCUAUCAGGUCAAACAGCUGGAGGAGCAGAACAGCAGGCUGAAGGAGGCGCUCGUCAGGAUGCGGGAUCUGUCUUCCUCUGAAAAACAGGAGCACGUGAAGCUGCAGAAGCAGAUGGAGAAGAAGAACACAGAGCUGGAGACUCAGAGGACUCAGAAGGAGAAACUGCAGGAGGACCUCAAACAGGCCGAGGCCACGAUCGAUGAGCUGAAGGAGCAGGUGGAUGCAGCUCUGGGCUCGGAGGAGAUGGUGGAGACCCUAACAGAGAGGAACCUGGACCUGGAGGAGAAAGUCAGAGAGCUGAGGGAGACGGUCACCGAUUUGGAAGCCAUCAACGAGAUGAACGACGAGCUGCAGGAGAACGCCAGAGAGACAGAGAUGGAGCUGAGGGAGCAGCUGGACCUGAGCGGAGCCAAGGUCAGAGAGGCUGAGAAGAAGGUGGAGGCUGCUCAGGAGACGGUGGCUGAUUACCAGCAGACCAUCAGCAAAUACAGGGAGCUCACUGGCUCCCUCCAGGAGGCCAACCGGGAGCUGAUCAGUCAGCAGAGCGCUAACGCAGAUCAGCCUCAACAGCCGGUGGCGGAGCUGUUUGACUUCAAGAUCAAGUUUGCCGAGACUAAAGCGUACGCCAAGGCUAUAGAGAUGGAGCUGAGGAAGAUGGAGGUGGCUCAAGCUAACAGACAGGUGGCGCUGCUCACCUCCUUCAUGCCGGACUCCUUCCUCCGCCACGGCGGUGACCACGACUGCAUCCUGGUGCUGCUGCUCAUCCCCAGGCUCAUCUGCAAGGCCGAGCUGAUCAGUAAGCAAGCCCACGAGAAGUUUGACCUGAACGGGAAUCUGGUGCAGGGAACGGCGCUCAGAGGACCUCCAGGCGAACAGCGCAGCUUUGCCUCAGGGCUGGUCUACUCCCUCAGCCUGCUGCAGGCCACCCUGCACAAAUAUGAGCAGGCACUGAACACCUGCAGCGUGGAGGUUUUCAAACGCAUGGGAACGCUUUACUCUGAAAUGAGCUUCCACGAACGCUCCCUGGAUUACUUCAUUGACCUGCUGCAUAAAGACCAGCUGGAUGAGACGGUUCAGGUGGAACCGUUGACCAAGGCAAUCAAAUACUAUCAGCAACUGUACAGCGUCCAUUUAGCCGAUCAGACGGAGGACUGUACGAUGCAGCUGGCCGACCACAUCAAGUUUACCCAGAGUGCCCUGGACUGCAUGGGCGUGGAGGUGGUUCGUCUGCGGGCGUUCCUGUCUGCAGGACAGGAGAGCUCCGGACUUUCUAUCCUCCUCAAGGACCUGGACACUUCCUGCUCUGACAUCAGACAGUUCUGUAAGAAGAUUCGCCGUCGUAUGCCAGGAACGGAUGUGGCUGGCGUCCCUACCGCUCUCAGCUUUGACGCACCGGUGUCUGAGGCGCUGACAGAGUGCAGGAGGCAGCUGACCCGUGUGGUCGCUGUGCUGCAGGAAGUGGCUGCAGCUGGAGCUCAGAUGGUUCCUUCACUGGGAGAACAGGAAGGUCUCAAUGCUCUCAAACUGGAGGACAUCGUCUGCAAAGUUGUGGAGCAGGUCUAUGGCUCUCACAGCAUGGAUGGUCCAGAGCUUCUGCGACAGUCCUGCAGCUCUGUCAUUGCCACCAUGAACAAGAUGGCUACGGUCAUGCAGGAAGGAGAGUAUGAUGCUGAGAAACCACCAAGAAAGACCCCUCCUGUGGAGAUGAGAGCGUCCACCGUCAGGGCUGAGAUGACAGAUGCUGAAGGUCUGGGGGUCAAACUAGAAGACAGAGAAACGGUCAUCAAAGAGGUCAAGAGGUCCCUCAAGAUUAAGGGGGAGGAGCUCAGUGAGGCCCAUGUCCGCCUGAGUCUUCUGGAGAAGAAGCUGGACACCUCCACUAAAGAUGCAGAUGAACGAGUGGAGAAGAUUCAAACCAAGCUGGAUGAGAGCCUUGCCCAGCUCAAGAAGAAGGAAAAGGAGUUUGAGGAGACGAUGGAUGCUCUGCAGGCCGACAUCGACCAGCUGGAGGCAGAGAAGUCGGAGCUCAAACAGCGCAUCCAUAAUCAGUCAAAGAUGACGAUCGAAGGUCUGAGAGGUCCACCUGCCUCAGGGAUUGCCUCCAUGGUUCAGGGAUCUACGGGUGGUCUGUCUCCAACCCUGGCAGGACCAACUCAGGUGGUAGACUCUCCUCUCCUCAGGCAACAGGUUGAAGUCCAGAGACUAGGUAUCAAAUACCUCAAGAAUGAAAACAACAGACUCAAGACGGAGAAGCUCAGGGCUCAGCUCGCCUCCCUGCCCCCACUCUGCCCUCCUAAACUCCCACUAGCCUCUAGAGAAAGCUCCUCACCUCCAGAGGGACUCAACACGGGCAUCUACCGUAGGACGGACCAGCUGCUAGCCACUCUGCUCAAGCUGAGUUCAGAGGUCAAAGUGGUGGACGUUUCUGGAAAAUCAGCAGUGAGCGCCAGCGCCCAGCUGCUGGAGCAGACUGCUCGGCUGAAGAGUCUCAGUGAUGCUCUGGACAAACUCAAGGGUGAGGUAGCAGAGCACGUGGUGUCAUACCAGCCUGGAGCAAAGGUGUCCUCAGACUUCGCCACAUUCCCAGUGUCCUCCUUCAUUAAGGCUAAGGACGAAAAACAAGGAGGAACCGUAUUUGUGGGUCGUGUAGCCAUUCCAUGUGUCCGUGGUCAAGAACAGGUCCACCGUCUGGUUCUGUCCCGGCAGCAGCUGCAGCAGGUCCACAGUCUCCUCAUGGUCUGAGGACCAGAAGAGUCUUCCCCAUUUCAACAAUCUUCUGAUCACUUUAAUCUCAGGAAACUGUCCUGUUGUCUCAGCACUAAUCCUUCGGUCUUUGAAGUUUAACACAUUUUUAGUCACAUUAGAUGUUUUCUGUCAUAUUUGCACCAACUGACUUUAUAAAACAAACUGCGUGUCAUCUGUCAGACAUGAAAACCUGUUUGUAUGUUUUCAGACAAUAAAAGUUCACUUAA
Molecule: messenger RNA, 4217 nt
Organism: Nothobranchius furzeri (turquoise killifish)
Lineage: Eukaryota; Metazoa; Chordata; Actinopteri; Cyprinodontiformes; Nothobranchiidae
Product: dynactin subunit 1
Biological process (GO): cytoplasmic microtubule organization; nuclear migration; establishment of mitotic spindle orientation
Cellular component (GO): kinetochore; microtubule plus-end; cytoplasm
Molecular function (GO): microtubule plus-end binding
Source: RefSeq, a predicted model, not a curated record